Kogia breviceps (pygmy sperm whale) is the source of this 2113-nucleotide messenger RNA. Lineage: Eukaryota; Metazoa; Chordata; Mammalia; Artiodactyla; Physeteridae. The record is from RefSeq and is a predicted model, not a curated record.
UGGGUGGGGUAGAGAGUAGGGGGCGGUAGUCGGGGGUGGUGGGAGAAGGAGGAGGCGGCGGCGGCGAAUCACUUAUAAAUGGCGCCGAAGCAGGAUCCGAAGCCUAAAUUCCAGGAGGGUGAGAGAGUGCUGUGCUUCCAUGGGCCUCUUCUUUAUGAAGCAAAGUGUGUAAAGGUUGCCAUAAAGGAUAAACAAGUGAAAUACUUUAUACAUUACAGUGGUUGGAAUAAAAAAAGUGCUGUGAGGCCCAGGUGCUCUGAAAAAACUUUGAAGACACAUGAGGAUAUUGUAGCACUUUUUCCUGUUCCUGAAGGAGCUCCCUCAGUACACCACCCCCUCCUGACCUCUAGUUGGGAUGAAUGGGUUCCAGAAAGCAGAGUACUCAAAUACGUGGACACCAAUUUGCAGAAACAACGAGAACUUCAAAAAGCCAAUCAGGAGCAGUAUGCGGAGGGGAAGAUGAGAGGGGCUGCCCCUGGAAAGAAGACUUCUGGACUGCAACAGAAAAAUGUUGAAGUGAAAACAAAAAAGAACAAACAGAAAACACCUGGAAAUGGAGAUGGUGGCAGUACCAGUGAGACACCUCAGCCUCCUCGCAAGAAAAGGGCCCGUGUAGAUCCUACUGUUGAAAAUGAGGAAACGUUCAUGAACAGAGUUGAAGUUAAAGUAAAGAUUCCUGAAGAACUAAAACCAUGGCUUGUUGACGACUGGGACUUAAUUACCCGGCAAAAACAGCUCUUUUAUCUUCCUGCCAAGAAGAAUGUGGAUUCCAUUCUAGAGGAUUAUGCAAAUUACAAGAAAUCUCGAGGAAACACAGAUAAUAAGGAGUAUGCUGUUAAUGAAGUUGUGGCAGGGAUCAAGGAAUACUUCAAUGUAAUGUUGGGCACUCAGCUGCUCUACAAAUUUGAGAGACCACAGUAUGCUGAAAUCCUCGCAGAUCACCCUGAUGCGCCCAUGUCCCAGGUGUAUGGAGCGCCACAUCUACUGAGAUUAUUUGUACGUAUCGGAGCAAUGUUGGCCUAUACACCUCUGGAUGAGAAGAGCCUUGCUUUAUUACUGAAUUAUCUUCAUGAUUUCCUAAAAUACCUGGCAAAGAACUCUGCAACUUUGUUUAGUGCCAGUGAUUAUGAAGUGGCUCCUCCUGAGUACCAUCGGAAAGCUGUGUGAGGCACUUAUACUCACUCGUUUGGAUCUCUCAUGGGAGCUCCUUAGGGCCAAAGAUGUGUACCGUAAACCUCAGAUCUCUAGACCUCAGCACAGGGCCUAUAUGGAGGGGUCAAGAGAUGGUGACUGAGACAAAUGAGGCAGCUUCAGCCCUGUACCAGACUGUCUUCUGGAUCCUUGGAGUUCAAGUGCAUUUGGAAUGUUUUCAUCCCAGUUGGAUAGAACCUUGCCUGCUGCUCUCUUUAAAUCCAAACAGCACCAAGGCAUGGGUCAUUUUUCUUGUUUCACAACAGUCAUGCCCAUGGGGAUGCCGGGAGCAUCUUUGUAUUCUCUCAGGAGCCUGGUGUAGGAGGGGAGUUGCAAACAGCUGACACUCGGUAGUUGUUUGGUAACUGAAGGAGAGGGUGGGAAUUGGCCUUUGCAAGCCCCCUUUAUAGGAGAUCCAUGAUCACCUUGUGGGAUUGAGGGCUGCAGACAUCCUGGGAGCUUGUGGAGAGAAAGCCUGCAUCCAAGUCCAAGCCCAUAAUCUGUAAUGAGCUAGGAAACCCCCCAGAUGAGGUUAAUUUUGAAAAUGGUUAUUUGCUUUUCUGUGGUAAUUUGAAUUUCUCUGAAACCUCAUCCAGACUCUUUCUCUAAAAUGAAUGACUUAAUAAAAAUAUGAUUAUUAAUAACAUGUUGGUUAUAUUGGUCAUUAAUUUCAACAAAUAUUACAUACUAUUGCAAGAUAGUAAUGAUAGAGAAAACUGGGUGUGGGAUAUAUUGAAGCUCUUUGUAUUAUCUUCACAAUAAUUCUGUAAAUCUAAAACUUAAAAAAUUUUUAAAGUUUACUUUAAAAAGGAUAUGCUGAGUGAAAAUUCAGGUUAAGCUGUUUUUCCAAAUAGCUAUCCAAUUUCCUAGCUCCUUUUUUUGAAUAGAAGAAAUUGAUUUGUCUGUCUGCUACUUACGUAUA